Messenger RNA from Leptidea sinapis, 1964 nucleotides. RefSeq lists its product as uncharacterized. NCBI's taxonomy places the organism in Eukaryota, Metazoa, Arthropoda, Insecta, Lepidoptera, Pieridae. The record is from RefSeq and is a predicted model, not a curated record. Bases 379 to 1524 code for a protein of 381 amino acids. The transcript is spliced from 4 exons.
CAUGUGGGUCGUGGGGCAACUAUCAUUAAUCAAAUCAAACUUUGUUAUUGCGUUGCAGUUGUAGCCUUGUAGGUUUGGUAUUUGUUAUGAAAAUUAAAUAAGUUCUGUUUCGUUGAUCGCUCGGGUCUAUAUUCUUGUCAGUUAUUCGUGGUACGAGAAAGAGAUGCGUGUUUCUUAAUUAUUUGAAAUAAUACUGAAAACAAUAAAUUAAGUAUUCGUUUUUGUUUGAAACAUGCUCCUACGAGCUACGACUUGAUAUUAUCAUUCUUCAUAAACUUUGUACAACUCCCAAAGUGAUUGUGUCAUUAUACAUUGAUAAGUUUAUCAAUAAUGGUUAUGAACCGGUAACCGGUUUAUAAUCAUUUACGUAGAUUAGCAAUGGCUUUUUCUUUUAACAAGUUUAAAAGUUUCUUAAAUACUAAUAAAGAUAAUCAGCUUGCUGGAAGUGGCAGUGCGGAUCCAGAAAUAGGAUUUAAAUUAUCUUUGCAUCCUUCGAGUAAAAAUUUGUUUGUGACAGUUAUCGGUGCUCGGAAUCUUCCUUCCUUGUUUGGACUUAGUCGCGCCCACGGAUAUCUCGUAAAGGUAAAAAUAUUCCCGGGAGAAAACAAAUACGAAACAGCGCUCCAACAAAGCUCAUGGCCGAUCUGGAACGAAGAUUUUAAAUUUCAACUCAAACCCAAAGAUGCAAAGAAACCAAAUGAAAAGGUUGAUCUUCAAAGCCAAUUGGCUGGUCAUUUUCUAUCGUUGACGAUAUACGCAGUAUUAGAGGCACCCAAACUGGAGACAGAUAAAAAGAAGGGCGCUAAAACAUUAGACAGCAAGGCAACAAUGAAACUAAUGAAUGACGAAGAAACAAAAACAAAAUCCAGCUUAUUAGAGAAGAUUAGCAGUUUUAAAUCAACGAAGUCGGAUGUGUCGCAGAAAACAAUAGAGAAACGGAGGACUCUGGGGGCGGCGACUUGGAAUUUUGAUUCGAAGUUGUUUCAAAACGAUCUUAAGAAUGGGUUAAUAGGCACUCCGGAUAUUUGGAGACCCAUAAAUGCGAUCGCAAGUGGACUUAACUCAACUGAAAAUAGACGUGAGAACAAGAAGGGCCAGCUGGAAGUGACGUUGCUGUACUGCAGCAGCGAGGAUGGCUUCAACGACACCGUCCAGCUGACCGUGAACCGGCUCCGAUGUAGCGUCCACACCAUGCACGAACAAGAACAAUACAAAGCGCCGCUGUAUCUAAAAGCGACGAUACUGGAAGCAAGCAAAGCGGAGUGCUACUGGAAAAGCGAAAGAUUUAUGCCGACAAUAUCUGCAAGGUGGGACCCGAAGUCAGCCACCGUCAAACUGGUUGUAUUCAAAGCAAAUCUCAACAAAGUCAGUAUCUACAUCAGCCUUGGAUGUAAAAACAAGAUGGCGAAGAAAGAAAUACUCGGCAAAGCGACGAUUGAGGAGAAAUCGGCGUAUUCAGACUCUUGGAAGGAGUGUUUGAGACAGCCGGGGAUACCGAAGACGUUUUGGGUUAAUUUUGAAUGAGACUAACUUGUGAUGGUGGUGCAGUUGUGGUGAACAUUUGUAACAUGUUAAACAUUUUAAGGUGCGUACAGACUGGUUAAACGUAACGUGUAAUGUAUAAAUCUACCUUUCAUUGCAUGUUCGCUGCAAGCAUGGCCGCAUAGCGCGCUAGUCAAGGAAUAGCUGAAUGUUUACUUAAUAAAAAAUAACAUUAUUCAAUAAACCCGAUUUACAAUGUUUCCGGAGCUAAGACUAAACAAAGAAUACUUAGUUUUACUGAAACUUACUUUAUAUAGCUUAUUCUAACAAAUAGAGUCAUAUUACUUGUUUCACAGAAAGUAAAUUGGUACAUCAGCAAUAUUGUUUCCAGAAGGUUCUACACGAGUAAAGAAAAUGUACGUACGACUUGUUGCUAUGCUCUACUUUGGCUGAUAAAGCAUAAAUCUAUAGGGUGAGCACCC